AUGGCUAUGACGAUUCCGUCCAGUUCUCGCAUCUUUCAACAAAUCGAAGAUAUACAAAUUCGAAUUUCACAGUGCGAGCAAGAAUUAAAGUCCCACAAGUCACCACGAUUCGAGUAUGAGGAGAGACUGACCGAUGUCAACACCCGCAUUGAUGAGGCUUGGGAACGUCUGUUUUCAGGUCAAAGCCCGAUCGAUCGUUCCGAGCUCCAGAGCAAGAUUCUGAAUUAUGGCCGUGAGGCCUCGAGGGUGCAGAGGCUUCUUACCAGCGUCGUAUCGAUGCUGUUUGGAAAGACUCUUGCAAAGGGCUUAUCGCAGUAUUGGAAUCUAUGCUGCUUCCAAAUACACCGCAAGAAGCAGAAGACAGGGAGCUCCAGCAAACACUUCCGAAUGGGUCAACUAGAGAUCAGCCGAAAGGCUCUCAACCGGCAACACCCGUCGAAUCAGUUGGGCGUCGUGGGCCUCCUGGGGCCUUGCACGGAGACCACUGACACCUGCGGCAAAAGCAACAGGCCUAAACGAAGGCUCGAUAGGAUGAUUCAGCCGCAGUGGAAGAGGCGACGAAUCACUGAGAGCCAAGAGCGGCAUAGUGACGAUUCACUGAACGAGAAUGACGGGCAGUUGCAGGAUGAUAUAGCCAGAUCUCUCACCCUGGCGAAGUCUACCUUGCUUUCAAAUCCGACGCCUGGUCGCCAGUACUUCUCUUGCCCACAGACAAUUUGCACGAUUACGACCGGGAAGAAAAGCUUUCGAUGGCGAAAGGAGUACGAGGGUGGCGGACGUCUUUUCGCAGAGCGGCAAUACCCCAUCAUAUUUUUUGAUUGCUUGGAUUUUCCGGAGAGAAGCUCAGUCGGCUGGGUCGCUGCCAGAGACCUCCGAAGCUUCGACUUAAUGGAUGCCAAUAUUGACAAGCGCAUCAAACACGUCGGGCGGGUUCGCCAGUUUGUCAAUGAGCGGGAAAAGUCACGAGCAAAGGAUAAGGAUGAUGCAUCUGCCUCUCAACGAGCAAGGUCUGUUGAUGGUGACGAUACUAGGAGCUUAGGGGCUUUCCGUCUGACGCCCAAAACCAGCUGCGGAGAUCAAUCUCAGUCAGGUGAAAUCGGAUUAUGCGCGGCCAAAAAGGACCCGAAGGUCUCAAUCGACGGGGAAUGCUCAACUGACGAUUCGGAACCAAGACUUGGGUGCGAUCCCAAUCGAGAAACAGCGAGCUGCCCCCAAUCUGAGCAGGAUCGCGAUGGCGACCGCCCCAAGGAGGACUUCGGUCUUGCACCUCAUUCGAAGGCUCCCAUAUCAACUAUGGGUUCGACCUCAGGAUCUGACGAUGGUACUCCAUGCAGCGAAGGGAUUACGAGGUCACGCCUGCAGGAUCAUCUUGCUUCUGAUACUACGAUUAUAGUGCGCGAUGAGCGGCCACCAAACACUGCCCAAGACGGACCUGAGCAAAUUUUGUUGGACCACGACGAAGCUAGAACUGCGACGCCUCAACACCAUUCGAAGGCGACGGCCGAUGCGCAGAAUUCGUCACGCUUCUACGAAAUCCUGGAUGUUGAGCCUAACAGCGAGCGAAGCUCAACCCAAUGGGCCGGACGUGGGACGCCAACUUGA
Messenger RNA from Hirsutella rhossiliensis, 1602 nucleotides. RefSeq lists its product as uncharacterized. Lineage: Eukaryota; Fungi; Ascomycota; Sordariomycetes; Hypocreales; Ophiocordycipitaceae. The coding region runs from base 1 to 1602 and encodes 533 amino acids. The record is from RefSeq and is a predicted model, not a curated record. The transcript is spliced from 6 exons.